Spinacia oleracea (spinach) is the source of this 1600-nucleotide messenger RNA. Its product is annotated as protein LAZY 1. NCBI's taxonomy places the organism in Eukaryota, Viridiplantae, Streptophyta, Magnoliopsida, Caryophyllales, Amaranthaceae. Gene Ontology annotation, biological process: gravitropism; regulation of auxin polar transport. The record is from RefSeq and is a predicted model, not a curated record. The transcript is spliced from 5 exons. Bases 142 to 1296 code for a protein of 384 amino acids.
CUCGCAUCAUGCAUAUGUUUUACUAUUUUAAUCAUGAAAAUCAUCUUGCUCAGACAACUGUAACCUUUUAGGAAAGCAUACUCCUUCCCAAUCCUCUCUGCGGCGAAAAACUGAUCAGACAUCAGCUUGAAGACCAAAAAGAUGAAGUUACUGACUUGGAUGCAUCGCAAGUUUAAGCAAGGCAAUGGCGAAAUACUGAAGGAAUUUCCCCAGGGGCAACAAUACCUUCACGACCCUGACUUCUAUCAAAAGCAAACGCAAGGGAGACAACGGAGAGCAUCAUUUACGAGUGUGGAGACUACGGAUUUUUCAGAAUACGAAAGAAAAGCAUCAUCAGCUGAUGAGUUUCCAGAGUACUUUGAAGGAUUUCUAGCAAUCGGCACCCUUGGGGUAGCAGAUGCAGUCAUCCCAGAGCCACCAGGGACACCAACAUUCGCGGUGUCAUUUGAGAAGCUCGCAGAAGGAGAGACUGAAGUGACAGACAAUGAAUUGAGGCUCAUCAAUGAUGAGUUAGAGAGAGUGCUUGCUUCUGAGACUAAAGAUGAUGGUUGGACAGAUUCCUCAGGGAGAAACAGUCAUGUUAGCAAUGGAAGAAUCAGCCAUGCAAGCACCAUCACUCUGAGUGGCAAGCCACUGGAAAUUCCAGAAAGCACAGAAGGACCAGGAAAUAACUUGAUGUACUGUCCACUACAGGAAUAUCUGUUAGGAUCAGCUGUAGAAGUGCCAGAGAAGGCAACAGUGCCCAAAAAGGAGAGUAGGACAUCAUUGGGAGAACUAUUCGAGAAGCACAAGGCAGAAGAAACCUCGGAAACCAAGUGCAAACGUGGGGAGAAAAGGGAAGAUAAAGAAGGGGACAAGACUGCUUCCAUGAAUCUCAUGAAAAAAAUACUGAUGAAGAAGAAAAAUGCAUUGCAUGCUGCUUCUAGGAAUUCAUCUGUCUCAACUCGGGGAGCUGCAGAAUCUGGUUCGGCAGAGACAAAACUGUGCAAGAUCCUGCAGAAAUUUCACAAGAAAGUGCAUCCAGAAUUCUUAACAUCCACAGAAAAGUCAGACAAAAUGCAUAAGAAUGGGAUCAAGGACAUAAUGCCUGGCAAUGCGGGCUACUAUAAGGAUGAGCAUACAUUUCCAGAUGAGAGCAUCCCAACUUUCUCCCAGAAAGCAGGUCAAAAUGGUUAUAUGUUAUGCAGGAAGAGCAUCUCUAACCCAACUCAGUACUCAGAAGAUGGGAAUGAUUCAAAUGGAAGCAGGGAGUGCUGGAUCAAAACUGAUGCAGAUUACCUUGUUUUGGAGCUCUAGAAAGGAGAUGCAGGGAUGCAGAUAUGGAGACUCCGUCGUGAAGAACUACAACCAUCUAAAUGUGUGUCAUGCUAUAUUUAUGGGAUGAAUGUCCUUAGUACACUUGACAAAUAUGUUGAGUGAUUGAGCUUGAAGCUAGAUAAAAAUAAGAACAGAAACUCUAGUAUGAAGCUAUGCAUCAUCAUGAUCACAAUCUAUGUAAUAUUUCGGUUUGUGCUACUCCUUGAAAUUUGUGCUUUUACAUUAUGCUUGUAAUUAUAGAAAACUAUCCUUUUCUACGGCAAUAAUAUUAUCAUUCUAUACA